AUGGAAGGGCGGUUCAUUGCUGCGAGUUGCAGUGCAGAGCACAUGGGAUGUGGCACUGAAGUGAAGGGCACACCUGCCACCUACCACCCGUGCCUGCCACCUGCCACCAGCACCCCGGGGUCCUCAGUACCGUGCAGACCAGCACCCCGGGGUCCUCAGUACCGUGCAGACCAGCACCCCGGGCCCACCCCCCAGUACCGUGCAGACCAGCAGCCUGGCCCACACCCCAGUACCGUGCAGACCAGCACCCCAGGGUCCUCAGUGCCAUGCAGACCAGCACCCCGGGCCCACACCCCAGUACCCAUGCAGACCAGCACCCCGGCCCACAUCCCAGUACCCAUGCAGACCAGCACCCCGGCCCACACCCCAGUACCCAUGCAGACCAGCACCCCGGGGUCCACAGUACUGUGCAGACCAGCACCCCAGGGUCCUCAGUGCCAUGCAGACCAGCACCCCGGCCCACACCCCAGUACCCAUGCAGACCAGCACCCCGGGCCCACACCCCAGUACCAUGCAGACCAGCACCCCAGGGUCCUCAGUACCAUGCAGACCAGCACCCCAGGGUCCUCAGUACCAUGCAGACCAGCAGCCCGGGGUCCACACCCCAGUACCAUGCAGACCAGCACCCGGGGGUCCUCGGUACCAUGCAGACCAGCACCCUGGCCCACACCCCAGUACCAUGUAGACCAGCAGCCAGGCCCACACCCCAGUACCCAUGCAGACCAGCACCCCGGCCCACACCCCUGUACCCAUGCAGACCAGCACCCCGGCCCACACCCCAGUACCCAUGCAGACCAGCACCCCGGCCCACACCCCAGUACCCAUGCAGACCAGCACCCCGGGGUCCUCAGUACCAUGCAGACGCACACCCCGGGGUCUUCAGUACCGUGCAGACCCACACCCCGGGGUCCACACCCUAGUACCGUGCAGACCAGCACCCCAGGCCCACACCCCAGUACCGUGCAGACCAGCACCCCGGGGUCCUCAGUACCAUGCAGACCCGCACCCCAGGGUCCUCAGUACCGUGCAGACCAGCAACCCCGGGGUCCUCAGUACCAUGCAGACGCACACCCCGGGGUCUUCAGUACCGUGCAGACCCACACCCCGGGGUCCACACCCCAGUACCCAUGCAGACCAGCACCCCGGGGUUCCCCGGUACUGUGCAGACCCACACCCCGGGGUCCUCACCCCAGUACCGUGCAGACCCGCACCCCGGGGUCCCCGGUACCGUGCAGACCCGCACCCCGGGGUCCCCGGUACCGUGCAGACCCGCACCCCGGGGUCCUCGGCACCGUGCAGACCCGCACCCGGGGUCUUCGGUACCGUGCAGACCCGCACCCCGGGGUCCUUGGCACCGUGCAGACCCGCACCCGGGGUCUUCGGUACUGUGCAGACCCGCACCCCGGGGUCCUCACCCCAGUACCGUGCAGACCCGCACCCCGGGGUCCUCACCCCAGUACCGUGCAGACCCGCACCCCGGGGUCCUCACCCCAGUACCGUGCAGACCCCCACCCCGGGGUCCUCACCCCAGUACCGUGCAGACCCGCACCCCGGGGUCCUCGGCACCGUGCAGACCCGCACCCCGGGGUCCUCGGCACCGUGCAGACCCGCACCCCGGGGUCCCCGGUACCGUGCAGACCCGCACCCCGGGGUCCUCACCCCAGUACCGUGCAGACCCGCACCCCGGGGUCCCCGGUACCGUGCAGACCCGCACCCCGGGGUCCUCGGCACCGUGCAGACCCGCACCCGGCCCCGCCGUAA
Messenger RNA from Dipodomys spectabilis (banner-tailed kangaroo rat), 1761 nucleotides. RefSeq names its product vegetative cell wall protein gp1-like. NCBI's taxonomy places the organism in Eukaryota, Metazoa, Chordata, Mammalia, Rodentia, Heteromyidae. The transcript has a single exon. The coding region runs from base 1 to 1761 and encodes 586 amino acids. The record is from RefSeq and is a predicted model, not a curated record.